CAGUCGGGUCAGAGAAAGAACUAGGAAACGGAGACGAGAAACGGGCCGCACAUUUACAAUCGAGAGGAGGCGACGGACAAGGAAAACAAAGCAGUUUUUGUUCCAAGGAGCGCCUGAGUUGCUUUUUGCUGUCUUGACAAAUCGGGGGAAACUAGUAAAAACGCCGUUUACAAGGUGCUGCUUGGUUUAUAUUCCUGGCCCCAGCGUUGCUUUCUAAAUGUGGACUCCCUGCCAAGACAUAAGAAGAAGAGUGUGACAGCUUCAGGGUUUGUGUCCCGAGUUUCGGGAUCCCAACAGGACAACAGGUGGACAGUCCGCUCCCUGGUUGCUCGUGGUAACUCUCCGCCAUGCCUUUCCCCUUUGGCAAGUCCCACAAGUCGCCGGCGGACAUCGUCAAGAACCUUAAGGACAGCAUGACAGUGCUUGAGAAGCAUGACAUCUCUGACAAAAAGGCUGAGAAGGCCACAGAGGAGGUGUCAAAAAGCCUGGUGGCCAUGAAGGAGAUCCUGUAUGGGACUAAUGAGAAAGAGCCCCAAACAGAAGCAGUGGCCCAGCUGGCCCAGGAGCUCUACAACAGUGGCUUGCUCAGCACCCUGAUAGCGGACCUGCAGCUCAUCGACUUUGAGGGUAAGAAAGAUGUGGCUCAGAUCUUCAACAACAUCCUAAGGCGUCAGAUUGGCACUCGGACGCCCACGGUGGAGUACCUCUGCACCCAGCAGAAUAUCCUCUUCAUGUUGCUUAAAGGGUAUGAGUCUCCAGAGAUUGCCCUAAACUGCGGUAUCAUGUUGAGGGAGUGCAUCAGACAUGAACCGCUGGCCAAAAUCACGCUGUGGUCAGAGCAGUUUUAUGACUUCUUCAGAUAUGUGGAGAUGUCCACAUUCGACAUUGCCUCAGACGCAUUCGCCACUUUCAAAGACCUCCUCACAAGACACAAGCUACUGAGUGCAGAGUUUCUGGAGCAACAUUACGACAGAUUCUUUAGUGAAUAUGAGAAGUUACUCCACUCAGAAAACUAUGUGACUAAAAGGCAGUCCCUCAAGUUACUGGGGGAGUUGCUUCUUGACCGGCACAAUUUCACUAUAAUGACGAAAUACAUCAGCAAGCCAGAGAAUCUCAAACUAAUGAUGAACCUGCUACGGGACAAGAGUCGCAACAUCCAGUUUGAGGCUUUCCAUGUUUUUAAGGUGUUUGUGGCCAACCCCAACAAGACGCAGCCAAUCCUGGACAUCCUGCUGAAGAACCAGACCAAACUCAUCGAGUUUCUCAGCAAGUUCCAGAACGACAGAAUGGAGGACGAACAGUUCAAUGAUGAAAAGACUUACCUGGUAAAACAGAUCAGGGACCUCAAGAGGCCUGCCCCCCAGGAGGCCUGAGGAAGGGUGCAGAGGUGGGGGGAGGAGCCACCAGGACCAUGUCUGGACAACAUCCAGACAAUGUCUGCUUAACGGACCCAUCAGCAGCUGCUGUUCUGGUUUCUGAACAAAAAUUGAGGAAAUAAAUGAAAAACCAACAUACCCAUAUCAACUCAUCAGGAAGUCGCAAGCUCCUCUGCUCCUCAGUGAACAUUUGAUUAUUUUUUUUAUUUUUUCAGUCUUUUUCCUUCAAAAGAAAUAAGAGAAAAUAAUAGAUGCUGCUGCUUUCUUGCACAUUGUGACUUGUAAGGUAUAUUAUAAUGACACAACAGUCCAUCAAACAUAGUGACAGACAAUGUCCGUGCAUUCAAAGUAAGGCAGACUUCCUGACAAACAAACAUACACACACCAAGGAAGAAAAGUAGACAUGUUUACACGCACAUACGUAUUACAUAAAAAACAUGCAUACACACAUACUGCAAGAAUAUCAGCUAAAACCUUGUGAUGGAAAUGGUACGAACAAGUUGAACAUUGGUGUGUUUGUUGCAUGCCUUGAAAUGUGACAGAUCCAUGGCUGUACCCAGCGUCGGCUGUGUGAUGGCCUGCCCAGUCUGGCUCCCAUGUUCAGUGCCACAGACUCAGAAAUGCACGUACAUCACAGCAACUGCUACAGUUUGUAUCUAUGCCUUCAUCCAGCAAAGCAACAGUGGUUCAUUUUAGCGAUUCAUGGGGACAAGCUCUCAGAUGCCAUCACACAGAACCAAUUACCUCCUAUGUGCUUUGUUACGACACAGCACUUGAAGCACAUGAGGAAAGGAGGGAAGGGAUGUAAGGUAUGAAUUUGGUAAAGCCCAAGAGUUGGGUCUCUUUAUUGUUUUCUGGGACAGGGUGAACAUGUACAUAUGCCUUUUUUUUUUCUUUCUUUUUUUUGCUUUGUAGAUUUUUGUUUAACCUUGACAUAUGAAUAUAUAUAUAUAUAUAUAUAUAUAUAUAUAUAUAUAUAUUACCUUAAACAUCAAGUUUUUGGUUAAUUGUAAUCAAAUUACUUUCUAAACCAUAAAAGAAACAUCAAACAAUUUAAGUGACAUUGUUUUUGCAUUUCAUUUUACUGCUGAAAUGGUUGCUGGUGGGUUUCUUUGUACAUAACUUAAAGGGCCAGCUCAUGUUUAGCUAACCUAUAGGAUAUUAACAAUUUGUACAGCAGAGGAAUGUCAUGGUAUUAGCUCUGGAUCUGUUAAUCCUCUUUUUAUUCUCCAUCUACAUUUUGAGUAUCUCUGACUGCUGAAAACGUGCAGGCGUGUGAGCAGUGCAGGAGGGGAGGGAGGGGAUUGGGAGAGCAUUAACUGAAAUGUUAAAGCCUGUGUGAGCAGUGCACUUUGUGAGGUGCUGAGUGAUCAACAUCACCUAACUGGAGUCGAGGAUAGCAAGGAUUUCCCCCCCUCCUCAAUUUCAUUAACUUGUUUUAUCCUCAUUCUCACCACUGCUAGUGGCAAGGGAGUGCUGUAUGGCCUCACAGUGAGUGUGCUUCAGGGGUGAGUGCAUCAGGACAUUGGCAACUCAUCAUUCUUACCUUUCCCCCUUCUCCUCAUAUUUGAGUCUUUUUCUUCAGAGGGUUUAUAAUUCCAGUACAAUAAUGAGUGUAAAGCAUUGUGGGUAGCGGAGUAUGGGCAUGUUGGAUUGUCCUCAUGGUGCUGAGCAAAACUGAUGAAACCACAGACGUGUUAAUUCACGGGGCAAAUAAGAAACCAUCUCAGUGCAGACAACAGCACUACUCAGAUAGCCCUCAGUUCCUCCAUACGCAUUGAACAUGCAUGUUCCUCCACUGGCUGUGCAUGAUGCUGUACUAAAGAUGUUGUACUGGAAUUGUUCAUUUUUUUCCAAGUAUUUAACAACAAUGAAAUGGCAAAUUGAACUCUUGGCUGUAUACUGACUUGGACUCCAGUUUCAGCAUACAGCAUGUGGGUGCUUUCAGAAGUGUCAAAGGCCUGGGCCCUACAAUCGAAAUAAAGAAAAAAAAAAAACAUUUGGAAUAAAAUAAAGCUGUGGUCAUUUUUAACAA
Siniperca chuatsi (mandarin fish) is the source of this 3411-nucleotide messenger RNA. It is a transcript of the gene cab39, whose product is annotated as calcium binding protein 39. Gene Ontology annotation, biological process: intracellular signal transduction. Bases 348 to 1373 code for a protein of 341 amino acids. The transcript has 10 exons. NCBI's taxonomy places the organism in Eukaryota, Metazoa, Chordata, Actinopteri, Centrarchiformes, Sinipercidae. The record is from RefSeq and is a predicted model, not a curated record. Gene Ontology annotation, molecular function: protein serine/threonine kinase activator activity.